Caenorhabditis briggsae is the source of this 594-nucleotide messenger RNA. Lineage: Eukaryota; Metazoa; Nematoda; Chromadorea; Rhabditida; Rhabditidae. Bases 1 to 594 code for a protein of 197 amino acids. The record is from RefSeq and is a predicted model, not a curated record. The transcript has 5 exons.
AUGAUUCGGAAAGUAACCGUCGUCCUUCUGUAUUUGGUUGUGGUAAAUGCUGUUGACUUUGGAUCAGAUUUCAGUAGUUGUGAAGAUAGUUACGAAGGAGGAGGUAGUGGUGGAAACGGAGUUUUCGCAAGAACGAAUAUCGAAUACACUGACGCUGCAUCUGCUUGCUCCAAUGUAGACGCAGUUUUGUCCGGAAUUCAAAAUUCGGAAGAGAAAGAUUAUCUGGCAAGAAGUGCCAGUUCAAAUCUGGCGUCUUCAACGGGAUCCCUUUGGAUUGGAGCGAAAAGAACUGCUGCUUGUGCUAGAAGCAAAUUGACAGCUACUUGUUCAAAAACUACAUCUUUCUAUUGGACAGAUGGAGUGACCACUGGAACUGCUGGAUUCUCCUGGCUUGACGGAAGUCAACCGGAUAACGCUCUUGGAGGAAACCAAGACUGUCUUUCCUUCUUCUUCGCACCAUCCAAAACUGUCAUUGCACGUGUUAACUGGUUCCCUGGAGCAAUGGACGAUGUCAAUUGCGAUGCGAGCCAGUUCAAUUCAAUCCUACAGAGAAGAAUUCAAGGAUACGUUUGUGGAAAAGCUGCUACUUCUUAA